Messenger RNA from Nerophis lumbriciformis (worm pipefish), 3226 nucleotides. RefSeq names its product amine oxidase copper containing 1 (gene aoc1). Gene Ontology annotation, cellular component: plasma membrane. Gene Ontology annotation, biological process: amine metabolic process; response to antibiotic. The record is from RefSeq and is a predicted model, not a curated record. Gene Ontology annotation, molecular function: primary methylamine oxidase activity; diamine oxidase activity; quinone binding. NCBI's taxonomy places the organism in Eukaryota, Metazoa, Chordata, Actinopteri, Syngnathiformes, Syngnathidae.
UGUAGUCAAGGGGACGUUUUGGGUGAGGGAAAAGCAAGCCAACUAUCAAGCUAGCCUCAACGUUUCCCUUUCCCUGUUUAUUUGGCUGGAAGGAGCACACGCACGUCUUCACUUGCGAUCAUACCACACUGCAGUUUUACAAAAAAAUAAAUAAAAGUCCAGUGCAAGACAAAGCAAGAUCAACAACAAUAAAGAGCCUCAAUGGAUUCAUCUGCUUUGGAACUUUAUUAGAACGUCCUGGAUUGGUUGUUAGCUGUCUGCCAAGCUGUAUAACCUCAACACAUAUAGUGAGGGCAGAACAGUUUUCUAAACUGGACUUUCAAUCAAAGCAGGAGGUAAUAAUUAAAGGAAGAUCUCCAUCGAGACAGAGAGACUUUUAAAACUGAAGAAAGAUAAGGAAGACUUCUAUAAACAAAUUAUCGAUGCUUUUGUUCAGAAGGAGCGGCGCAUGGACUUCAUUUAUAAGUAAAGCAAUGAGGCUUCUGUGUCUGCUGCUUGUGGCGAGCUUGGCUGGCAGUAAAGCUUCCAGAACCAGAGAGUGGGCUCAUCACGGCGCUCCCAUGUUUGCUGACCUGACAGUCCGUGAGAUGAAGGCCGUGCGAGAGUACCUGCAUGCCAUUCCACACCUGGGACUCACCGAUGUGGACAACAUGUCUCUAAAGAAGAACAGUAUUCUCAUGAUGGAGCUUCAUGUUCCUAAGAAGCAUGAAGCCUUGAGAGCUUUAGAUCGCGGUCAUGCCAAACCUCCACGACAAGCUCGUGUCAUUGUCCAGUUUGGGAACCAAACCAGACCGAACAUCACAGAGUUUAUCGUGAGUCCUCUGCCGUCUCCUAAAUCUCACGAGGUCAAGAGGUUCAAAGGUGAUCGACCAAUCAGGUUUGAGUCCAGGCCAGUGACGGCUGUAGAAAGUCACCACCUUGGAGUCAUGGUUGAGAAGAUCGCAAUUAAAGCCCACAAGAUAUUAUUUGAGACCACAGGAGGGUUCAUGUUCAAAAUCAACUGUUCUGAACACUGCUUGAUGUUUGUGGACAUCGCCCCUAGAGGACUGUCUUCAGGUGAGAGAAGAAGCUGGAUCAUGAUGGUCAAGUACAUAGAAGGACAUUACAUCCACCCCAUCGGUUUUGAGUUCCUGGUCAACCAUAAAGACCUGGAUCCAAACCUUUGGAUGGUGGAGAAGGUUUGGUACAACAGCAAGUACUUUGACAGUGUGGAAGAGUUGGUUGAGAAGUACGAAUCAGGAGCUGUGGAGAAGGUGACGCUUCCUCCUCAUGAUGAUGAAGACCUCUACUCCACCUUCACUCCACGUAGUCCAAGCAGCACCAACACCCAAGGACCAAAAGUGGUGGAGCCUCAGGGGCACCGCUAUCACAUCGAUGGUAACUUUGUUGAAUACGCCGGCUGGUCGUUUGCUUACGGUGUUCGUUCCUCAGCAGGACUUCAGGUGUUCGAUCUCCGUUUCAAUGGAGAAAGGAUCGCCUACGAGGUCAGCCUGCAAGAAGCUAUUGCUUUCUAUUCUGGUCACACUCCAGCUGCAAUGCAAACUAAGUACAUAGAUGCCGGUUGGGCGAUGGGAACCUUAGCUUUUGAACUGGCGCCUGGAAUUGACUGUCCAGCAAUAUCAACCUUUGUCGACCUUCAUCACUUCUACGACUCCAACAAACCAGUGCUAUACAAAAAUGCUCUUUGUGUCUUUGAGACCACCACAGCUUUGCCUUUGAGAAGACACUUUGACGACAACUUUAGGGGAGGUUAUACGUUCUACGGAGGGCUGGACAGCACAGUGUUAGUCUUACGGACAACGUCCACAGUUUACAACUACGAUUACAUCUGGGACUUCAUCUUCUACCAAAAUGGGGUCAUGGAGGUCAAGGUCAGCGCUACAGGUUAUAUCCACGCCACCUUCUUCACCCCAGAAGGACUUCAGUACGGCAACAAAGUGUACGACUACGUCUUGGGGAACCUGCACACGCACCUCAUCCACUACAAAGUGGACCUGGAUGUUGCUGGUCGCGAGAACAGUUUUCAGUCGAUGGGUUUGAAAUUUGUCAACUUCACAAAUCCUUGGAGUCCAAAGGACACUAUUGUCCAAUCCAAACUCCACUGGACGGAACACAAGACGGAACGUUCUGCUGCCUUCCGCUUUGGCAAAAAGUUCCCUCGCUACGUGCUCUUCUCUAACCCAAAGCAGAAAAACAAGUGGGGUCAUGAGAAAGGUUAUCGUAUUCAGAUGAAUUCACAUGCUGACAGCGUGCUGCCAAGAGGCUGGCGAGAAGAAAAUGGCAUCACGUGGUCCAGAUAUCCUCUGGCUGUGACGCGUCAUAAAGAUAACGAGCCUACCAGCAGCAGUAUUUAUAACCAGAAUGAUCCUUGGAAACCUGUGGUCAACUUUGAAGACUUCAUUCGCAACAAUGAAAAUAUCGUAAACCAGGAUCUGGUUGCCUGGGUAACGGUGGGCUUCCUGCAUGUGCCUCAUUCAGAGGACGUCCCCAACACGGCAACGCCUGGCAACGCCGUAGGGUUCUUCCUUCGACCCUUCAACUUCUUUGACGAAGACCCCUCAGUAGCAUCCAGAAGCACAGUCAUCGUCAGACCAGGAAAGGACGGAAGACCCGAUGUCCAACGGUGGACACCAGAGGUCAAAGAUCUUUGUGUGACCGACCAGGCAUUCUUUUUCAACGGCUCUCAUACAGAAGUCUAGGAGUAUUUUUAUGAUUUCAACUUUGGAAGUGGCAAACUGCUCGGAUUCAAACAUUUGUUUUCCUAAGAUCGUCUUCCUUAUAUUCUUCUUUUUUUAACUCCGAUAAAAGAAAUAGAACACAAAUGUCCACUGCGGAGGACAUUGAUCUCAGGAGGAUAUUAAAUACUUGUUUAAUAUGGCUAUUUUAAAUCAAUGAAAUGUGUCAAUGCCUGCACAAAUCCCAUAUUGAAGCUUUAUAAUCAAACAAGCAGGCAUGUUGCAAAAUACAACCAAUAAUAACAUGUGGACUUUGUACUGUUGAAAUUAAUACACAAAUUAGUGUGUACAUUACAAUAAAGACAAACUGGCGCUUUUAAAUUAACAUUUUAAUGUAAUUCAUUAUCACAUAACUUUAUUAACAUAAGUAUGAAUAUCAAAUAAAUAUAUUAAGUCAGGGGCCUGCCAAUUUUUUUACACCAAGGGUGGUUCAAUAAAAAGUCAAAGCAUGCAGGAACCGUUUUGAUAUUUUUUUUGAAAAUAAAUAAAUA